AUGACUGGAGGCAAGUCCGGAGGAAAGGCCAGCGGCUCCAAGAACGCGCAAUCCCGAUCUUCCAAGGCCGGUCUCGCAUUCCCCGUUGGUCGUGUCCACCGUCUUCUCCGCAAGGGCAACUACGCUCAACGUGUUGGUGCUGGUGCCCCCGUCUACCUCGCCGCCGUUCUCGAAUACCUCGCGGCUGAAAUCCUCGAACUGGCUGGUAACGCCGCCCGUGAUAACAAGAAGACCCGUAUCAUCCCCCGUCAUCUCCAGCUCGCCAUCCGCAACGAUGAGGAGUUGAACAAGCUUCUGGGACACGUUACGAUCGCACAAGGUGGUGUCCUGCCCAACAUCCACCAGAACCUGUUGCCCAAGAAGACGGUCAAGGGAGGAAAGACUGCCAGCCAAGAGUUGUAG
Drepanopeziza brunnea f. sp. 'multigermtubi' MB_m1 is the source of this 402-nucleotide messenger RNA. RefSeq lists its product as uncharacterized. Lineage: Eukaryota; Fungi; Ascomycota; Leotiomycetes; Helotiales; Drepanopezizaceae. The record is from RefSeq and is a predicted model, not a curated record. Gene Ontology annotation, biological process: heterochromatin formation. Gene Ontology annotation, cellular component: chromatin; nucleosome. Gene Ontology annotation, molecular function: structural constituent of chromatin; protein heterodimerization activity; DNA binding.